GUGGGAAGGCGAUGGACUGGUAUAGGUUUAGCGAUGGAUGGGCAGUCCGUACUUGGUUGUAUGCUCUCGGUGAAGCUGUGUUAUCGGUUGGGCAGUUGGUGGGAAGCUGUUGGCUCUUGUCGAUGAAGAGAAAGAUGAUGAGGGAAGGAUGGUUUUUGGUUGUCAGUGGAGGGUUGCUGGUUGUCAUGAGUGAGCAACAGCUUGGAGGUUUGGUUGGCUGGUUUGUUUUGCGAUGA
Molecule: messenger RNA, 236 nt
Organism: Ilex paraguariensis (yerba mate)
Lineage: Eukaryota; Viridiplantae; Streptophyta; Magnoliopsida; Aquifoliales; Aquifoliaceae
Source: the annotation of a GenBank genome assembly